This is a messenger RNA of Rotaria socialis, 597 nucleotides long. The record is from the annotation of a GenBank genome assembly. Lineage: Eukaryota; Metazoa; Rotifera; Eurotatoria; Philodinida; Philodinidae.
AUGGCUAAUCCAUUACAGUUGCGAACUUCUCAAGAAUACAAUAGUACCAAUUCAAAAAUACGUCUACCGCCAAUAACAUUAAAAUUGAAUGACGAAUCAUCAGGUUUUGUUCGUAUCCCAUAUUCAUCAAUGGGAACAAGUCAGGGAACAAUUCAAUCAUUAUCAUCAUCUUUUGAUGGUAAAAUGAAGACAACAUCAAUGUCAGCGAAACGUCGUUCAUCGGCAAUCAUUCUUAAUAGUUUAUUAUCACGUCGAAAAAGUUUACAAACAACAGCGUUAGCAACACGACGACAAAGUCUUUGGAUGAGUAUUGCAAAAAAUGUUUCAUUAUCCAAUGAUUUUCAAAUAUCACCUUUACCAUUACCACAAGGAGAUAAUUUAAUACGAAAAAAAGUUUUACGCUUAUUACUGGUUUUUAGUUAUUUAAUAUCUAUAUCAUUACUAGCCAUUGCUUUAGCCACAUUUUAUGGUUUUUUUUGGUCCGGUUACAGUCAAUCACAAACAAUAACAAUAACAGCAACUGUUGAAUCUCUUAUUUCAUUAAUAUCAAACUCAACAUUUGUUAAUUACGAAGCGGAAAUAGAAGAUGUAACUUGA